AUGGCGAAUCCACUGCAAUCAUUCGACUCUCCACGGCGGUCGAAUGCCUUUGGACGUCAACCAGACGAGCUGCAUAUCCCAUCCACCGGUCAAAUCAACUCCACCCCCUCUUCUCGUCAGACAUCCACCCACGAUUACCCCACGACGCCAGACACGGGCGCUACCACCCAAGUGCCCGCAAUCAACGUCCAUUCGAACACAUCCUCGAUGCAGCAGCAUCCGGGUAGUGGCCCGGGCAGUGGACACAGUAGCGCGACCCUCCCUGGCUCGCUGGCCCCCGGAGGUCAGCACCGCCCGCCGCCGGUCUCGCCCAACACAGCUCCCUCGAACAAUCCCACCUUACCACAGACCACACCACAGCAGACCAGCCACAGUCAUCGCACAGGCAUGGCCAAUUCGCAUGCCCACUCACGCUCCAGUCCCGCGGGCUUCGAUCAAUCGCCCAUGCACCGACAACAUGGACCCGCGGAUUCUGCAAAAUACCCAACCUCCCCCGGCGCGGGCUUCCCGCCUCAGACCCCGCAGGGCUCGAAAUACUCGCCAUUGGGGCUGGCAGACAUUCGACCACCGGGGGAUCACCUGCUGGGGGACUCGCUCAUGAGUCCCGGAUCGCUGCCGUACAAUGGUGAUACCCAGGUCCCGACGAAUAGCAACUACGUGGCGCCAUGGCCCAUUUAUGCCGUCGAUUGGUGCAAGUGGCCCAUCUCAGGAAGCUCCAGCUCGUUCGGGGGCAAGCUGGCCGUGGGAAGCUAUCUGGAGGACAAUCAUAACUAUAUUCAAAUCAUCGACACACAUUGGACGCAACCCGAUCCAGACACGCCAGACGCUGCUGCGGGAGAGAUCAAAUUGGAAUACGUCAAGACCGCCGAGGCCACCCAUUCUUACCCUGUCACACGAAUUCUUUGGGAACCACCCUCAUCCCAGAAGCAGUCCACAGAUCUGUUGGCGACAUCGGGCGAUCAUCUGCGGCUCUGGUCGCUUCCAAACGCUCAGACCGUACCGAGCUCCAAUUCGAUUACCCGUCCAACAAAUGCCCGGGAUGCGCCACCGGCGAAGCUGUCUCCACUGGCACUCCUGUCAAAUUCGAAAUCACCCGAACAUACGGCCCCAAUUACCUCACUAGACUGGAAUACCAUUUCCCCGAGUCUGAUCAUCACAUCCAGCAUCGAUACCACCUGUACCAUCUGGGACAUUCCAACUUUGACAGCCAAGACGCAGCUGAUUGCACAUGACAAGGAAGUGUAUGACGUUCGGUUUUGCGCAAAUAGUGUGGACGUCUUUGUCAGCUGCGGCGCGGAUGGAAGCGUGCGCAUGUUUGAUCUGCGAAGCUUGGAACACAGUACUAUCAUUUAUGAACCUUCGGAAAAGACCGAGAAGCCCGUGAUGAGCCCCGGGUCAUCUAGCCCAUCCAAUCCAUCUCAAUCGGGCAUGUGGCCACCGCCUCUACUGAGAAUCGCCGCAUCCCCUCAUGACGCGCACCUUCUUGCCACUUUUUCUUCAGACUCCAACGUUGUCCGGGUGCUUGAUGUCCGACAACCUGGACAAGCUCUCCUCGAGCUCAAGGGCCACUCCGCGUCGUUGAACUGCGUGGAAUGGUCCCCCAAUCGACGAGGCGUCCUUGCGUCGGGAGGCGACGACAGCCUCGUCCUGAUUUGGGAUCUCAUCAAUCAGCAAAAUGCCGUGCCCUUGUCUUCAAAUCCAGCCUCUGCCACUCCUGCACAGGGUACAACAUCAGAGCGAGGUCCUGCCGCUGCCUGGCAGUGCGAUUACGAAGUCUCCAACAUCAGCUGGUCUCCUCAAGGUGGACCAAGCCAUACGGGCCAACCACGCGAAUGGCUCGGUGUUUGUGGUGGACGAGGUAUCUGGGGUGUCGCUCUUUGA
Molecule: messenger RNA, 1881 nt
Organism: Penicillium diatomitis
Lineage: Eukaryota; Fungi; Ascomycota; Eurotiomycetes; Eurotiales; Aspergillaceae
Exons: 4
Coding region: 1-1881 (626 amino acids)
Cellular component (GO): nucleus
Molecular function (GO): protein binding
Source: RefSeq, a predicted model, not a curated record